Molecule: messenger RNA, 856 nt
Organism: Closterium sp. NIES-67
Lineage: Eukaryota; Viridiplantae; Streptophyta; Zygnematophyceae; Desmidiales; Closteriaceae
Source: the annotation of a GenBank genome assembly
CUGCCCUAUGCUGACAUGCUCAACCACUCCUUUUCGCCCGUCUGCUCGCUGCACUGGCGCAAGACGGAUCGGGUGAUGGAAGUGAGGGUGGAUGCGGGGCAGAUAGUGCGUGCCGGCACGGAGCUCACCAUCUCCUAUGUGCCCAAGGCUGACAACCGCGCUCUCAUGAGCUCAUUCGGCUUCUCCAUCACUCAGAAUCCUUGGGAACAAGUGACCCUCUCAGAUGCACCCACCCCAGAAGCACCUGCCAGUCCUUUCUCCUCCUCCUCCGCCCCCUUCUCCCCUCCCCCUCACCACAUUCACCGGGACAGCUUCCUCUCGGCCUUUGACCUUAUAGCCACCGAUGAUGACUAUGACUACAACCCCGGUGACUCUCCGCCCGACCCCUUUGUGGACGGAGCCCUAGUGGCAGCGCUGCGCUGCCUACCCACAUGGACCAAUGGCGACGUGCCAGCUGUCCCCUCGGAGGAGUUGAGAGCCGUACGCUGGCUGCAGCAGCAGUGCCGGCAGCAGCUGGGGGCGUUCCCAACAACCCUGCAGGAGGAUGAAGCUGUAUUGGAGUUGGAGGGGACAGAGGACAAGUCAGCAAGAUGGUGGGCGGCCAUCAAGUACCGCAUGGACCGAAAGAAGUUUCUGUUGAAGAUUAUUGCUGCUUUAGAUAUUUACCUGGACAGGCUUGUCCUUUGAGCAGUUUGCACUGCCUUAUUUUGAAAGAUGAUGUGCUGCUACUAAAUUUUCAUGUUUCUUCUGUACCAGCAGCAAGUUAUUUUAGUGAACGUGUAGAGAAGGCAUGGUGUUGUUCCAAUGUAAAUUGAGGCUCUGUUGUGCAUGUAUCGAUAUAGCCCUUCUCCCACAA